AUGAUUGUUUAUACUAAUAAAAUUAAAAAUAGAAAUAAUUUGCUUUAUUUCUUUGGUAUUUUAUAUAUAGUAUGUUUAUGGGCAAUUGUUAGUGCUUCACCAGUUGAUGUUGUUACUGGUAGAACUAGCAGUGAAAGUUGUCCAUAUCAAGCAUUACCAACAACACUCGACGAUUUGAAUUUCCUUGGUUUCAAUGGUGAUUUUCAUAUCCACGAGACAUACUAUUACGAUUUUAGCUCUUUUCAAAAGUCUAUUAGCUUUACCUUAAAAGAGGAAAGUGCUUUUCGUGUUUAUGUUGCACCACAUAUUGUUGAUAUAGAUUUAUGGUUAUACCAAGGUUCAGGCACUUCAAUUAACCAUACAUCCGAUGCAACACAAGGUUCCGAUGAAAGUUUAUAUGCUAAAUUAGGACCAGGUUCAUAUACUCUUAAAUUUUUAUUUUUUGGACAAAAUAAAGGUAAAAAAUUAGAUUGUCCAACUAUUGAGUUGGAAAUUGCAAUCUCACCAAUUUCAGUUAUUGAAAGUAGAUUGGAUCAAUAUAAAAAUGUUUGUCCACCUCAACAAAUUUUACCAAACCUCCCAAAUAACUUAGAAAUAACUAAAGUCCCAUUUGUUUUUGAUUCAGAUAUUGACCAAACACAAAUUAUCAAUUUAAGGGAUGUAGAAAAAGAUACUCUUACAAUUGUCACUCAAUAUAAUAUUAUUUUACCAUCAACCCAAGAUAAAUAUAGUAUUGAUGUUACAUUAGGUUUCGACUUUUUAACUGGUGGUUCGAUCAAUGUUUUACUUCAAGAACAAUCUGUUUCACAACCAGAUAAAACUUUUGGAUGUAUCAAAACAAAUAACUGUACCAUUGGUGUACAUACAGGUAAAGGUCAUUCAAAUAUUAGAGCUACUUUAUAUCCAGGAACAUAUACACUUUAUAUCAUUGAUCAAACCUAUGAAAAAGAUUAUAGAAUUGCACCAGAUUGCACCCAAUUUUCAUUAUAUGUUAACGUUGAUGCAGCACAAAAGGUUGAAGACUUUUUAAAUUGUCAAGAAUACGAAUUACCAAAGAGUUUCAACGAGCCAGGUUAUUUAAAUGAUGGUGGUUAUUUAUAUUUCGAUGAAGAUAUUUUAUUAGAUCUUAGUGUCAACCACGAACAAAUUCCAUUCAACAUCACAGAGCAAAGUUUUUUCCGUGCAUAUAUUCCAGAUUAUAGAAUUGAUAUCGAUGUUAGACUAACACAAAUCAAAGACGAUGGUAAAAAAGUUACAAUUGCAUCAUCAUUUAAAUUUGGCGGUGAAGAAGAAAUUACAGCCAAUAUUGGUGGUGGUAGUUAUGUUUUAGAGUUUUAUUAUUUUGGUAAAAGAGCUGAUGUUUUUUGUGACACAUUUGCCCUCGAAGUAGCUAUUCAACCAACCUCCGAUUUCAUCAACUCUUGUACUGGUUCUAGCGAAAUUUCACCACCACUCGAUCAAUUAAAUUCAACUUUAUAUGAAAGUGGUCAAUAUCUCUUAGGUUAUACAGAUAAAGGUGGUGUUGUUCCAACAAUUUAUCAAGUACCAACACCAACCGAUCAAAAAGCCCACGUAAUUAAAUCCACUAUCUUUUCUGUUCCAGAUGAUACUAUCUACUUUUUUGAAUCAAUUGUCGAAAGUAGCUUUGUUACAGCCGACAUCCGUUUGGUUUUAGUCGAUUUAAAGAUGGACCCAGAAGAUCAAUCUGAUAUUCUCUAUGUUGGUACCCAUGAUCGUAAUCGUCAUGCUAUUGCCCUCUACCUCUAUCCAGGUAACUAUUCAUUACAGAUCCAAACUGGUUCAACUAGUAAACAUGCAGUAGACGAUCUUCCAACAUGUUUAGCUUACUCUUUAGCAAUUAGACUUAGAAAGCAAGAUAAAUCUCGUCCAUCAUGUGAUUUAAUCACCAGAGAAUUACCAACUACUCUCAACUCCCCAGCUUAUUUAGGUAGCUCAGAACAUGUCCAAAUUGCAGGUGAAUUCUUUUUCCCACCAUCAAAUUUUGUUUUAUAUGGCAAUGAUGAAAUUACCUUUAAAACCAAAGUAGAUUCAAUUAUUAGAGCUUACACUCAAUAUAACCCAAUUGAUAUCGAUAUGACUAUCUAUGAAGGUGAUACCCCAGUUGCUUGGACCAAUAGAUUUUAUUCAGAGGAAGCUUUAGUCUAUACUCUUAAAGCUGGUACUGAUUACAAGCUUCGUCUUAAAUACAUUCAUGUUGGUACAGUUUCUUCCUGUAUUCCAUACCAAUUUGGUUUAACCAUCUCACCAAAAUCAGAUAAUCCAAAGGACACAUGUUCUUCAACCCAAAAUAGCCUUCCAGCUGCUGGUUGGAUUCCAGAUGCUUCUCAUACACCAGUUUACAUUCAAGACAAUUUCUACUUUAGACAAACUAAUGUCGAAUUUGAUCAAACUAUUCAAUUCCAAGUCCCAGCCCAAAUUGGUAAUUCACUCUUCAGAGCUAUUCUCUCAAGCGAUUUCAUUUGGAACAAUCUUGCUUUCGAGUUAAGAUCAGUUAAUAACGAAAAAUCCAUUUCAAGUGGUGAAUUAACUUAUAACAGACUCGAAAUUCCAACAAUUGAAUUGGUUCCAGGUUCUUAUGCACUUCGUAUCUAUGAACCAUUCUCAAAUAAUAUUGCCCAAUUAGAAUUAAGAAACUGUGUAGAUUUCUCACUUGAGGUUGGUAUUCAAUCACAAUAUGCAAACUCUGUAAACGAUGUAGUAGUUUGUCCAGGUAUUGAGCUCCCAAAUACAUUCAAUUCAAUUGGAUUCAUGUCAAAUUUAACAUCAAAUUCAUUUAGCUUUGCCGAAAAUAUUGUAGCCAAAGUUGAAGACGGUAAAGACAUUGUUAAUUUUACAGUUACAGAGGCCUCAAUGCUUCGUAUUUAUGUACCACCAACUUCAUUAUUAAGAAUGAAUAUCGCUCUCUUGAAUUCCCAAGGUAAAUAUAUCGUCAACGAUCCAAAUAUUUCUGAACAUGCCAUUUAUCAAGCACUCACUCCAGAAACCUAUAUAAUCGUUUUCACAUAUUUCGGUACUUCUGGUUCACUUCCAAGACCAGAGGAUUGUCCAACAUUCUUUACUUCAAUCUCUCUUACUCCAAUGAGUGUUCUUUCAACUGUUCAAUCAAUUACAAACGAUUGUUCUUCUUCCUCUAUAACCGAUAUUCCAGACGAUUUCAGUAGCCAAACUUUCUCUAAAUCAUUCCAACGUUCCUUAAAAUAUAUUCCAUCAGUAAAAACUAUUACACUCACCAAUGAUAAAUGGGCUCAUUUAUAUGUCAACCUUGACUAUUAUAAUUUGGUUUCAUCAUUAUCAAUGUCACUUGAAGGUUUUUAUUAUUCAGGAAAUGGUGCUUCCCUUCAUAAAGUUGUUUACCCACUUUAUCAAAGCGGUGAAGCUUUCUUAAAUGAAAUUCUCCCACCAGGAAAUUGGACACUUAAAGUUUAUGACCCAUUCACUCGUCCAUCCCCACAAACUGCAAUUCAAUGUGCCCCAUUCACUUAUUCUUACGCUCUCAAUAUUUCAAAUACUAAACCAGGUGAAGUUUGUGAAGAGUUAUCCAACCUUCCAACAACAUUCAAGGAUGUUCAAACUUUUUCAGCCAAAAACCUUUUAAUGAAAGAUACUCAAGUUGCUAUUCCAAUUACUGUAUCAUCAAAGACCACCAUGAUUCGUAUUUAUACAAACAGUUAUCCAGGUUCACAAGUAUUACUUAACCUCUACACAGAUAAUACCAGAAAAGAAUCAUUAACUCCAAAAAAUAAUCUUUGGAAAUUAGAUGUACAAAACAAACCAUAUGUUUUGGUUAUUUCCUUUAAAAGAAAUAGUAAUUUGGAUUGCAAUUAUUACGAUCUCGAAAUGGAAUCUGAUCACUUUGACUCUAUUCAAACCCAACUUUUAUGUCCAGCAAAAAUGCCAAAUGAAGCUCUUCAAGUUCCAGCAGAAACUGUUCAUUUCAAAACUGACGAUGACUAUUUCCAAUCCUACGAUAGAUAUUUCUUUAGUAGCUCUCGUGUUCAAAACAACAUAAGAAAUGGCACUUUCCGUUACAGAAUUUCAAUGACUGUUCCAACACAAACUUUUAUUGAUGCCAGAGUCAGCUUUGAUUUCCUUGCAAAUGAUUUUGAUUUAAUUUUUGGUAUUAAGAAUUCAGACAAUUCAGAUAGAGAAAUUAUCCAAGGUUCUAAUGUAAUUUUAGCAAGUAGUAAUUCAGACUUUGAUAUCUCCAACAAGAUUAGCUAUCAAAUCCCAACAGCUGGUACUUAUUUCCUCGAUAUUACACAAAGAAUGAGUUAUGACAACUUUGGUGUCGUAAAUUCAUGCCAUUAUUUUGCUUUCUCAUUAAGCGGUGUUCCAACUGGUUUAGUAGUACCACCAAAGAUUUUAUCAGUUAAUCCACCAAAUUCAAACAAUAUUUCACCAGAUAAAGUUUUACAUAUCACUCUUACAUUCAGCGAAGAGUUUGAUGUCAGUUCAAUUACUACUUCUCUUAUUGACUUCCUUAACAGCCACGAUUCUGUCAAAUUAAAAUACGGUCAAUAUGGCGCUUUACAACCAUAUGAUGCUAAAUUCGACAAGGGUAUUGUUCUCAAAGUUUCAUUCAAAGAUUUACUUCCAGCAACAAGAUACGAAUUAAUCGUUGAUACCACCAACUUUAUUUCAGUUAGCGGUGACAUGUUUGCUGCACUCAACACAACUCACAUCUAUACCACAAUCACCUGUGAAUGUAAUGGACAUGGCAGAUGCGAUAAUCCAAGUGAUACCGAAUGUAAUUGUGAUGCUCCAUGGGCUGGUAGAGAUUGUUCAAAAUGUAUGGUUGGCUAUCACGGUGUUGGUAACGAAUGUGUACCAAAUAGUGAUUGUAAUGAUAAGACAUGUAAUGGCCAUGGUAAAUGCUCUAACCCAACUGGUGUACCACAAUGUGCUUGUAACUUAGGUUACAAUAGUCCAAACACAACUGCUCUUUGUGGUGAUUGUGCUUAUGGUUAUCAAGGUUAUCCAAAUUGUAAACCAAUUCCAGUCGAUGAAGAUGCAUACUGUUAUGCCCCAAUUAUUCCACGUAAUCUUUCUCAUAUUCAAUAUCUUGGUUUCGAUGGUAAACUUCAUCUUCAAGACGAUUUUUAUAUUGAUAUGGCAACAGGUGGUCACGAUACUUUUAUCCCAAUUACAAAAGAAUCAUUACUCCGUAUUUACACCGAACCACACCAUGUUGAUGUUGACUUAUGGCUCUACACUGUUGAUGUUGAUGACAAUAUGAUCAAUGUUAUUGAACGUUCCAUCACAUUUAACCGUGAAGAAAUUUUAUUAAUAGUUUUACAACCAGGUUAUUACCGUCUCUCAUUCAAAUACUUUAACUGGAACAAAGUUUCACUUUCAAAUUGUGAAACUUUCAAUUUAGAACUUGCCAUUGACGAUUUAGAAUCUCUCAAAAAUAAUACUAAUCAAUUAGUUAAAUCUUGUGACAACACACCACUUCUUGGACAAGAGUAUUUCAUUCCAAAAACCAUUAGUCAAAACUUUACCAAGAAUGAUAAUGCUCUUUACAGAUUAGACUCAUAUAUUAGUAAUCAAAUUGUUUAUCUUUGGAAUUCAACAUUUACUGUUUCACCAGGUGAUGGCCAAGUUAUCUUGGCUGAUAUCGAACUCAGUUAUCAAUUCCUUAUUGGUGAUGUCUCUAUGGUUAUCAUUAGUGGUAAUAACACUGCUGUCGCCCCAUCAUGCAAGGGUUCAACCGAUACAUCUAUUAGCGGUUGUAUUUUUGGUGAUAACGAAUUAAAUAGAAAUGUUAUUCAUGCCACUUUAAAUCCAGGUGAUUAUACUAUUUUCCUUUAUGCACCAGAAUUUACCAAUAUUACAAGCAUGAACUGUGUUCUUUUCAAUAUGAAAACUCAAUUCACUUUAAUCAAUGAUGAAGAAGAUUACUUUAAUUGUCUUGGUGAACCAAUUCCACCAUCACUCAAUUCACCAGAGUUCCUCAUUAAUGACUAUCUCCAUAUUCAAGAUCUUUAUUUAAUCACAAAAAGAGAAGCCAACAUCAAAUUUGAUGUCUCUCAACAAUGUUUAGUUAGAGUACACGCCCAACAAAAUAGUGCUAUUAAUAUAGUUUCACUUAAAAACUUGGCUACUGGUGAUGUUUACAUGAAACAAAGUGAUACCAUUUACUUGAAUGUUGCCGCUGGUUCUUAUCAAUUAACUAUAUCUAGUAAUCGUAUUGCUUCAUCAAAGAAUUUCUGCCCAGUUGUCAAUCUCGAAAUUGCCAUUGAACCAUCCGAUACCAAAUUAUUACUUGAUGAUAAUUGCCCAACUAAUAACGCACCAAAUGUUCCAUUAAUUAAUAACAUGCACCCACCUUUCAUUUUCGAAAACGGCACUAAAACCAAACAAAUCUAUACCUUCCCAGCCAAUACUGAUGCUACUCUUGUUGCUAUGUAUACUCUUAUAUUAACACAAGUUAGUCAAAUUUAUACUGCUGUUGCCAGUGAAUUCCUUAGAGGCGAUUUAAGAGUUAACCUUUACAAGAAACUCGACGAUGGAUCUCUUAUGCUUUCUGUUAAAGGUAUUCAUGAUUACAAUUAUAAUUGGAUUCAAGAACAACUCGACCCAGGAAGUUAUGUAAUUAAGAUUAUGCGUCCAGAUCUUAGAGUUGUUAAUAAAAAUUCACCAUCAUGUAUUCCAUUCGAAUUUGAAUACUCUGUACUUCCACUUAAUAAAUUACCAAUGUGCCCAGGCGAACCACUUCCAUUAGAUUUCAAUUCAGUUCGUUUCCUUGGCAGUGAAGGAAGAAUGCAUUACCAAUCCGAUAGAUUUAUUGUUCCAAACGAUGGUAUUUACUCUUUUGUUAAAAUCCCAAUAAUGAUUAGCAAGAAAUCUGUUCUUCGUCUUUAUGUCAAUCCUCAUAUUGUAGAUAUUGAUAUUAAACUUUUAGACUCAACUGAUAAGGUAAUCAUCUCUGGUUCAAAUCUUAUUGGCUCAGAAGAAGCUUUUGUUACAUUACUCGAUAAAGUUUCAAAACCAACUGAUACCGAACCAAAAUAUUUCAUCCAACUUCAAUUCUGGAGAUGGUCAAAGAAUAUUCCACAAUGUAACACCUUUAGUUUAGAAAUUGGAGUUUCUCCACUCGAUGAAGUUAGUAUUGAAGGUAAUUGUCCAGCUGGUAAAACUCCUAAUUUAUGGCCAUCAAUCCCAACAAACUAUGAUUCUGGUAAAUUCAAUUAUUCCAAUUUAUUAACAGACACCAAACUUUACUUCCAACAAACCUCCACUGGACCAGUCAGUCAAUCCUAUACCAUUGUCACCAAAGUUCCAACUAAUAUUCACAUUCAAACUGGUUAUAAUUUCCUUACUGGUGAUUUAGCUGUUAAAUUAGUAUCAUCAGCCAAAAAUAAAAAGACUUAUAAUGGUGUUUCUGCUCCAAAUAGAAAUAUCUUGGAAGUUGUUAACCUCCCAGCUGGUACUUAUACUCUUACACUUUAUGAACCAUUCACUAGUCUUGACCAAAUUUUAGGUUGUUCAUAUUUCAAUUUCGAAUUUUACAUGGAGCCAUAUUCCAACUUAGAUCAAAUUGAUGGUUUCUAUCAUUAUCUCCCAGAAACAUUAAACACCUAUGCCUACCUCAACUAUAAUAAUCACGUCCAUCUUCAAGGUGAAUACAUGAUGUAUGAUGGUAACCCAUUACAUAACCAAGUUCAAUUUACACUUUCCUCUAAAUCACUUAUUAGAAUUCAAGCAUCUAUUCUUCCAGAUAAUGAACUUGAUACCUAUAAUCUAACCAAUGUACCAGUCAUUUAUAUUAGUGAUAAAAAUAACAAAGUUGUUGAUGAUCAUUCAGAAUUUGGUUCCUAUGUUACAAUUCUUAGUGUUGGCGAUUAUACCCUCAAUUUCGGUAACCCAUUCUUUACUGUUAGUAAUGUUCCAGUCGAUGUUGAAAUUGCAAUUUCAACAUUAGACCAAAUUGAAAAAACCAUUGCCACUAUUCCAUAUCCAGCCGAUUGUCCUUUAUCACCACCAAUGACUAUUGUUCCAUCAACCGAAGAUGGUACUUUCUUCUAUCACGAAUUAUUAACUAUUCCAGCCGAAAAAAUGACCGAAUCAAGUAAUAUUCUCCAUACACAAUUUACCCUUGAAGUUCCAAGUAAAAUUUAUAUUCAAAUUGGUUACCAAUUCAUUCUUGGUGACUUAAAUGUCCAUAUAUAUAAUAAUGAUGUCUCUCUUAGUUUUAUUGGUAAAGCCAAUCGUAAUACUAAUGAUAUUAAUGCAGAACUUCUACCAGGUAUUUACAAUCUUGAUAUUACAUCAAUCCAUGGUCUCCCAGCAGAAAUUUCACCACAUUGCACUCCAUAUAAUCUUGCAAUUAUUAUUCGUCACUCAUCAAGUGAUAUCCAUGGUGAUUGUUCUAUUUUCAAUGCCAUUCCAUGGGAUUUAAAUAGCUUAAAUGGUGGUUCAACUCAAUUUGGUGGUCCAAUAGACGCAAAUGGUUAUCUUCGUAUGUAUAGUGAUGAUUUUAUCGCUCCAUCAAACGCUGCAUCUAGAAAUAUUUCACUCACUGUUUCCCAAGAUACCUUUAUCAAUAUCUUUACUAUUGAUAAUCUUGCUGCUGCAAUUGAUUCUGAUGUUUUCACUCAAGACACUGCUAUUGAUCAAGAUUUAAUCUUCUAUACCUCACUUCAUUCAAGUGCCCAACGUUCAAGCACUUAUCUCGCUCAAACAUCUAAAUCAUCAAACUUUGAUAUCUCCCUCAGUUUCACUGGUAUCUCUAAAGGUUCAUGCCCUGCAUUUGGUUUACAAAUUGUCACUAAACCAGCAUCCUAUCUUACUGAUCAACUCUUAUGCCCAGCCAACUUUAUCGCCAAACUUCCAAAUGCUUCACCAAAAUUAGAUACCCAAGGUUCUUUUGUUGAAUACAUUUCAUCAUACAUUACCGGUGAUUACAUUAACAAGCAUAAAGUUAAAACUCAAUUCGAAUACUAUGUAGACUUUGAAAUUACCAAGACUUCACGUGUUGAGGCCUCAUUCAGUUUCGAUUCAAUCGCAACAAACUUUUACAUUAAAUUAGCCACUAGAAAUCCAAACACCAACGCUCGUAGUGUAAUUGGUACUGCCGAUUGGAACGCCGAACUUUCUUAUGGUGAAACUUCAAUGACCUCAAUCAUUUCAACAGGUAAUUUAAGAGCUGGUUUAUAUUCAAUUGUUAUCGUCCAUCCACCAGCCAUUAAUCCACUUAUCCAAAGCUCAAGCAUCUACAAUGAUCUUUGUUUACCAUUCACCUACUCAUUAGUUAUUAUGGAUAACUCCAAGGUUUAUAUUGGUUCAUUCUCACCAUCAAACGGUCAUAACAUUGUUCCAAGUCGUGAUCUUGUUUUAACAUUCUCCACCCAAGCUACUCAUUAUGAUGCCAAUGGUAACCAAAUUCUUUGUAACUCUAGUAGUAUAAUUACCGAUUCAUUAUAUUUAGCUAGUCAAACAUCAAGUGACUCAAUACAUCCAACAUCUGUUAUGUGUCUUCAAGAUGAUGGCACCAAAUGGUCACUAAACUUCUCAAGUGCCACCCUUUCUCCAGAUACAACACAUAUCUUAAGCUUAGCUCCAAAUCAAAUCUUUGAUUCUGACAAAAACCCAUCAAUCCUUCCACCACAACACGUUUACAAUUUCAUUGAUACCUCAUGUUCAAACAAUGGUGGUUUCAAGAAUGACAAAUGUGAAUGUUCAACUGGUUAUGGUGGUGUUGAUUGCUAUUACUGUAAUAAUGGUUACUACAAUAUCAAUAAGGGUUCUGGUCCACCAGUCUGUGUCUCACAAACCUGUAAGAUUGAUACCUGUAAUUGUGAUCCAAAUAUCAGUGGUACAUGUAUUUCUCUUGGUAAAUGUAUGAUUGAUCAAGAAACUGAUACAGCCUACUGUAUUUGCGCCAAACAAUAUAAUGGUACCACCUGUAACACUUGUGCCAAUGGUUAUCAAAACUAUCCACAAUGUACUCCACAUUUUGAAUGUGGUGGUUGUGGUGAAGGUACAUGUGAUUACACUCUCGGUCAAUGUAAAUGCCCAUCCAAUUUCGAAGGUCCAAAUUGUUCAGAAUGUGCCAGCGGUUAUCACGGUAAAGACUGUGCUAAAAAUGGUAGCGGUGCUAUCAUUGCCCUCGAAGUUAUUGCUACAUUAGUUGCUGUUUCGAUUGUAAUUGGUGUUGGUAUUUGGUAUGUAAGAACAAGAUAUAGAAGUGGUGUUGCCCGUUAUAAGAUGUUACCAAAAUUCGAAUUUGACGACGAUGAACACACCACUAAAUUCCCAGGUCUUUAUGAUGACGACGAAGAUGAUUUACAAUUUAAAAAUAACGAUAAGAAAGAUACAAGUAUAAAUAGAGGUGGAGGCAAAACUCAUGUUUUCAGUUUUAGUAGUAUGCCUGUCAGCGCUUUAGAUAGUGACGAUAGCGAAGAUGAACGUCUCCAAGAAUCAAAUAGUUCAAAAAAUCAAAAGAAUAACAAACAUUUAUUUGAUUUGUAAAAAAAAGAUAUUAAAAAAAAAAAUCAAAAAAAAUAGUAAUAUAUAAAUAUAAUCUCUUAUUUAACUAAAUAAUUUAGAAUAGUAAUAAUAAAUAAUAAUAAUAAUAAUGAUAAGUAAAAAAAAAAAAACCUAUUUAAAAAAAAAAAUAAAAUAUAUAAAUUUAAAUAAAAUAUAUAAAUUUAAAAUU
Messenger RNA from Dictyostelium purpureum, 10681 nucleotides. RefSeq lists its product as uncharacterized. The coding region runs from base 1 to 10494 and encodes 3497 amino acids. The record is from RefSeq and is a predicted model, not a curated record. NCBI's taxonomy places the organism in Eukaryota, Evosea, Eumycetozoa, Dictyosteliales, Dictyosteliaceae. The transcript has 3 exons.